AUGGCGACCUACGCGACCACCGUCCCUGAUGGUGCCAGCGUCCGUAACAUAUCGAGGACGCGAAAACGCGGAACCAAGGAAGGCAGCCAUGGCCAAGCCUCGACCAUCAGCAGCAUCGUCAAUCUCCUAAACACGAUCGUCGGUGCCGGCACUCUCGCCAUGCCCUCGGUCAUGUCUCACAUGGGAAUCAUGCUGGGCGUCGUGCUCAUCCUGUGGUCCGGCGUCACCGCCUCCUUCGGCCUCUUCCUUCAGUCCAAAUGCGCCCGCUACCUCGAUCGGGGCACGUCCUCCUUCUUCGCCCUCUCGCAGAUCACCUACCCCAACGCCGCCGUCAUCUUUGACCUCGCCAUCGCCGUCAAGUGCUUCGGCGUCGCCGUCUCCUACAUGAUCAUCAUCGGCGACCUCAUGCCCGGCGUCAUGCUGGGCUUCAACAGCCGCGCGUCCGAGAUCGCCUACCUCGUCGACCGGCACUUUUGGAUCACGGCCUUUAUGCUCCUCGUCAUUCCCCUGAGCUUCCUCCGCCGCCUGGACUCGCUCAAGUACACGAGCAUCAUCGCUCUCGUCUCCAUCGGCUACCUCGUCAUCCUGGUCAUCUACCACUUCGCCUCGGACGGCCACGCGGACCCGGACGACAUCCUCGUCGUGCAUUGGGCCGGCAUCGUCCCGACGCUGAGCGCGCUGCCCGUCGUCGUCUUCGCCUACACCUGCCACCAGAACAUGUUUUCCAUCAUGAACGAGAUCAAGGACAACUCUCCGCCGAGCAUCGUCGGCGUCAUCGGCUCGAGCAUCGGUUCCGCCGCAUGCAUGUACGUCGUCGUCGCCAUCACCGGCUAUCUCACCUUUGGCAACGCCAUCGUCGGCAACAUCGUCUCCAUGUACCCGACCGGCGUCGCCUCCACCAUCGGCAAGGCCGCCAUCGUCGUCCUCGUCCUCUUCUCCAUCCCGCUGCAGGUGCACCCUUGCCGCGCCUCGCUCGACGCCGUCCUCAAGUGGAGGCCGAAUCGAUUCGCCGCCGGAUCCGGUCUCCCCGGCUCGCCCCCGAACCUGCUGUCGACGCCGCGUGGCGACCACGGAAGCGCCCCCACCCUAUCCGACGCCCGCUUCGCCCUUCUCACCACGCUCAUCCUCACCUUGGCGUACGUCACCUCGCUGUCGGUGAGCAGCCUGGAUCGCGUCCUCGCCUUCGUCGGCAGCACGGGCUCGACGUCCAUCAGCUUCAUCCUGCCCGGCCUGUUCUACUACAAGAUCAGCGACCCGGAGAGCGCUCAUCACCAGCGACUGAUGAAGUCGGACGAUGACAUGGACGACGACAGCGAGUCGGACGAGGACGGGGGCAGCGCGCUCGCCCGGAGCAGCGACAGCCUGCGAAGCGACAGCAGCGGCGCCUCCCCCUGGACGCGCUGGCGCUGGCGACGAAAGUGGCGGUGGGACCUGGAGCAGCUCGAUCAGACCAUGAUCCGAAAGCUUUCUCUCUGCCUCGCCAUAUACGGCAUCGUCGUCAUGACGGUGUGCUUGAUCAUGAACAUUUUCUUCGCCGUCGCCCGGUAA
Messenger RNA from Drechmeria coniospora, 1548 nucleotides. Its product is annotated as Amino acid transporter, transmembrane. Gene Ontology annotation, molecular function: L-histidine transmembrane transporter activity; L-glutamate transmembrane transporter activity; L-arginine transmembrane transporter activity. The coding region runs from base 1 to 1548 and encodes 515 amino acids. Gene Ontology annotation, biological process: amino acid transmembrane transport. Gene Ontology annotation, cellular component: fungal-type vacuole membrane. The transcript is spliced from 5 exons. The record is from RefSeq and is a predicted model, not a curated record. NCBI's taxonomy places the organism in Eukaryota, Fungi, Ascomycota, Sordariomycetes, Hypocreales, Ophiocordycipitaceae.